Messenger RNA from Conger conger (European conger), 2688 nucleotides. RefSeq names its product solute carrier family 39 member 8 (gene slc39a8). The record is from RefSeq and is a predicted model, not a curated record. The coding region runs from base 414 to 1787 and encodes 457 amino acids. Lineage: Eukaryota; Metazoa; Chordata; Actinopteri; Anguilliformes; Congridae. The transcript is spliced from 8 exons. Gene Ontology annotation, cellular component: membrane. Gene Ontology annotation, biological process: zinc ion import across plasma membrane; intracellular zinc ion homeostasis. Gene Ontology annotation, molecular function: zinc ion transmembrane transporter activity.
GCCAGGGCGAAGCAAGCCCGAUACGUUUACUCUGUUCGGGAGUGAAUUGAUCUUUGUACUGCGAGAGUGCUGAAAUAAUCUCUUGCCCUGUUAAUGUUUGCAUUUGUGCAGAGAUUUAAACAAGCCAACAUAGGAUAUGCACGUGUGGUAGGCGUAAUUACUUAUUUAUUGUGGCAGUGAAAGGAUAAAAGCGCUUGCACGUUGGCAUAAUCUUGUACCUUGCUAAAGAAUUAAAUCGCGGUUAACGGUGAAAUAGUCGACUUCUUCAAAGGGAAUCUCGCCUCUGUGAGUUAAAUUAAACCGGGCAUUGCUCAAUAAUCAGAUAUUUGUGUAGUGCACGUCUACAGUAUCAACGCUGAAGUUGGCUAUAAUUUUCUGAUAAAGACCGACCACGUCAACUUUCGCAAAGCACGAUGAGUACAGCCAGACCUCGCGUGGUGAACAUCAUGACAAUAUUGGUUGCAGCAACAUGUAUUCUAGCACCCGUUGUCUCUGUGCAAGUAUCGACGUUUUUAGAGGACAUUUUUAUUUUCUAUGGUGAAAGGGACACUUUAUCAACUGAAAACCUCGAGAAAAUGCUACAAUUACUGGAAACCAGAAACCCAGACCAAAUAUUGGAAGGAGGAAACUUAUCGAUACAGUCAAAGUGCCUGUCAGCGAAUGACAUUUUAUCUGAGUAUGGCUUUAGCAACCUCAGCGAGCUGAGUGCAGGUCAUUUGGAGAGAAUUUGCCCUGCCCUUCUGAACCAGGCUGUUCUGCCCCCCUGUCCCAUCAAUGCGCCCGUCACAGAGGAACCCCUGCAUGCCCACGAUGUCUGGGGAUUUGGGGUCUUGGCGGUCACCAUUAUUAAUCUGGCUGCACUACUUGGUCUGGCACUCAUCCCCUUCACCAAGAAGCCCUACUUCCCCAAGGUGCUGACCUAUUUCAUUGGCCUGGCCAUCGGCACCCUCUUCUCCAAUGCUGUGCUGCAGCUCAUCCCAGAGGCCUUGGGGUUUGAUCCAAAAUCUGACAACUACACCGCGAAAGCCGUCGGAAUAUUUGGAGGAUUCUAUUUGCUUUUCUUCAUAGAAAGAAUACUGCAGAUGGCACUAAAAAUCCACACUGAGCCUGCGCACAGUCACUUCAGUCCCCCAGAUCAGCUCCAGAACGGGGAUGUGGCGGGCAAAGUCGAAGUCAUCGCCGUCACCAGCUUCAGCAAUGUCAACAGUGACAAGGCCAGCAUGACCUCUGAACUAGCAGAGCAGGAAAUGCACGUCACCACGGGAACCUGCCGCUGGCUCAGGGGGGAGCGUGUCUCCAAGAUCAAGACGGUGGCGUGGAUGAUCACCCUGAGCGACGCCGUGCACAACUUCAUCGACGGCCUGGCCAUCGGGGCCUCCUUCACCGUGUCUCUGCUGACCGGCUUCAGCACCUCCAUUGCCAUCGUCUGCGAGGAGUUCCCUCACGAGCUGGGUGACUUUGUGAUACUGCUGAACUCAGGCAUGAGUAUCCCUCAGGCGAUUUUCUUCAACCUGCUGUCGGCCAUGUCAUGCUACCUCGGCCUGGCCAUUGGCAUCGUGGUGGGGAGCAACUUCGCUCCCAACAUCAUCUUUGCAUUGGCUGGAGGCAUGUUCCUCUACAUUGCACUGGCUGACAUGUACCCAGAGAUGAACGCCAUCAUGGCCGAACAGGAAAGGUCUGCCAAGAACUCCAUCAUCUUCUUCGUGAUACAGAACCUCGGCCUGCUGACAGGCUUCACAAUCAUCCUCCUCAUUACCAUGUUCGCUGGAGAAAUCAAUCUGGGAUAGGGGACAAGGAGAGAGAGAGAAGAGGCCUUUCUAGCAGUCCCAUCGCUAGAACUGCAACCCCCAUCCCAAGUCGUGGGUCCUGACCAAUGCAUUGUGGUCUCCACUGUGACUCGACCACUACCGCUCUCAAAGAUGCACAAUGUUGCCGUGGCAAUGUUUUGAGAACACUGUGGCAGUUGGACCAAACCACUCCUCAGAGAUGACGAAUCUGUUUUGAUUGAUCCAGUGAUUCCUGGACUUUGUAGUUCAUGUGAUGAAGCAUUAUUUAUUACAUGCAUUAUUAUCAAUCACAGUACACUGCAGCAUUGGUUUGCCUUUUGUUAUUUUGCUGCUAAUCCAUGAGCUUCUGUUGAAAGCUGUGAAAGAAACAACAUCAAUCAGGCCAAAGAGUUUCCUAAGAUUAACCUUGCUGGGCAUUGACUGCCAAACCAUUCAAUUUGACAGCUUUUGCUGUAAGAUGCCAUAUAUGUAUCAUGUCCGUAAUAAAAAUCACUUAAAAGGUUUGUGGCAGUUGGUUAUGUAACCUUGUUCUUGUGAGGUUCCAGUGGUGCUGUAAAUAUAGCUGUACAUCAAAGAAGGGAAUAUAGAAUUUGACAUGUCCGAGAGUUGUUUUCAUGGUUCUUUUAUUGCUGGGGCGGCAAGUGAUUUUUAUGCAAUAGUCUUCUAACUUAUAGCAAGAAUGUCUUGAAAUAAUUCAGUAUGGUUUUUAUAAAAACUUGAAGAUUUUCUAACGAAUAGUAGUCACUGAUUUUGUAAUGAGGAAACAACUGUGAGAAUGGAAAGCUCAUAACAAUUUCAUAAUUGUAACACUGCCAUUUUUUACCAUCACAUUUUUGAACAUUUUUUUCAGUUUUUUACACAAUCAUGUUUGGUAAAAUGCAAUAAAAAAAUAUAUUUUAAA